CAGAGGCUGUAAAGACGGCCGGAUUUUUUUCAGGCUUUUUUCUUUUAACCACUGAAGCGGUUUCCCCAUCCCUCGGGUCUCCUUCCUUGUUACAUUAUAGCGAUUUAUUUCUUUUUUUGUUUUAAAUGAGGACCAACGAGAUCAAGUCUUUGGGUUUCCUCGUGCUUUGCUUUCAAGUUUCGGCGUCUCUCUCUAUGUAGCUAUGUCGGUUUCUUUCCUUCUUUCUGUCACAGCUGGGUGAGUUGGGGGAGCAGGAGGGGUUUGGGUGAGGAGGGGAUAUUUUGUGUUAUUAUUAUGGCGUUCCACAGCCACCUGUCGCACGAGAUGGCGCUCCCGCCGUAUGCGGAGCAGCAGCUGGGGGAGGGCCCGGCGGUGCUCACAAACUCCGACGAGGCCGUCAGGAAGGCGUCCGGCGGAGGAGGGGGAGGGCCGUCGUGGCUCAGCAACGCCGUCCUCCGGCAGCAGGGGCAGCACUACGGCGGCGACGGGAGCUUCCUCCACCUCCAGACCGCCUCUGACCCGUCCGCCUCCCCGGCGGCCGGCGCGAGCGGGGGUCGGUGGUUCCCGCGGCCGCAGAUGCGCGGCAGCGACGAGGAGAACCCGGUGUCGGGCGAGUCCAUGAUCGCGGCGGCGAUGUCUCACGGGGGCCGAGGAGGAGGAGGAGGAGGAGGAGGGUCGAGCGUGCAGGGCGGCGGAGCGGGGGAGGGGGAGGCGGACGCGGCGGCGGGGGAGGGGACGUGGCAGAACGCGAGGUACAAGGCGGAGAUACUGUCUCACCCGCUGUACGAGCAGCUGCUGGCGGCGCAUGUGGCGUGCCUGAGGAUCGCGACGCCGGUGGACCAGCUUUCCCGUAUCGACGCGCAGCUGGCCCAGUCCCAGCACGUCGUCGCCAAGUACUCCAUGCUCGGCGCUGCCGCGAACACCGACGACAAGGAGCUCAACCAGUUCAUGACACACUACGUCUUGUUACUCUGUUCCUUCAAAGAGCAACUACAACAGCAUGUUCGUGUUCAUGCGAUGGAAGCAGUGAUGGCCUGCUGGGAGCUUGAGCAAUCUCUACAGAACCUGACAGGCGUAUCUCCUGGUGAAGGUACAGGCGCAACCAUGUCCGAUGAUGAUGAUGACCAGGCAGACAGCGAUACCAACUUGUUUGAUGGAGGUUUGGAUGGGCCUGACAGCAUGGGGUUCGGUCCUCUUGUUCCAACCGAGAGUGAGAGGUCUUUGAUGGAGCGUGUCAGGCAGGAGCUGAAGCAUGAGCUGAAGCAGGGUUACAAAGAGAAGAUUGUAGACAUUCGCGAAGAGAUCCUACGCAAGCGAAGAGCUGGAAAACUCCCUGGAGAUUCCACUUCUCUUUUAAAGUCCUGGUGGCAGUCCCACUCUAAGUGGCCCUACCCAACAGAGGAUGAUAAAGCACGGCUGGUGCAGGAGACAGGUCUGCAACUAAAGCAGAUCAAUAACUGGUUCAUCAACCAAAGGAAGAGGAACUGGCACAGCAAUCCCUCAUCCUCCACUGCACUGAAGAGUAAACGCAAAAGUAACGCAGGUGACAACAAUGCUGAGCACUUCAUGUGAAUGAUGGCUGAGGAUUUGAACUGCCCCAAAAUGAAGCUUAAUUUCUAUUCCAGUCGUAAGUAAAGUAAAUAUAAGCACAAAAAUUCUCAAAGAUGGGCUGCAUGACAAUCUGGAGAGACCGUCACAUGUAAACUACUAACUACUCUGUGGUUUCUAGGGAAACCCAGUGUUACAAUGGGACAAAUCGCCAUAGUUCUGUAAGCACUUGAUAUCCUAAUAAGCAGCAGCUUUUCAGGUUCGUAGCCACGCUAUUGCACUAUGUGGUGACGUCGCUAAAAGGACAGGGUAUCGCAAUUACAAUGCCAGAAGAUUGUGUGGAACUUAUUUCCUGUGUUGGCAGAUUAAGCUCUUGUUUGCCACUCUGUGUAUCUUGGAAUAAAAAGAUGGAGGUAUUAGUGUACAGUAUAAUAUUUUUGUAGUGCUUGUCAGUGCAGUGAACCGUAGCGAGUUUAUUGUGCUUUUGCUAGUCAUUGAACAACUGCUUGAAGCGUACUAAGAUAUGGGUGCUACGUAAUUCUAGAUUUUAAAUUCUUACUGAA
This is a messenger RNA of Phoenix dactylifera (date palm), 2111 nucleotides long. Its product is annotated as homeobox protein knotted-1-like 2. NCBI's taxonomy places the organism in Eukaryota, Viridiplantae, Streptophyta, Magnoliopsida, Arecales, Arecaceae. Gene Ontology annotation, biological process: regulation of DNA-templated transcription. The record is from RefSeq and is a predicted model, not a curated record. Gene Ontology annotation, cellular component: nucleus. Gene Ontology annotation, molecular function: DNA binding.